Darwinula stevensoni is the source of this 1233-nucleotide messenger RNA. Lineage: Eukaryota; Metazoa; Arthropoda; Ostracoda; Podocopida; Darwinulidae. The record is from the annotation of a GenBank genome assembly.
AUGGCAAUUCUUCCUGAGGUGCAGAAUAUGAAGAUGGUGAUCGGUCUGCUGGCGUUCCAGGCCCUGUUUUGUGGUUGCCUCAUUAGCGCUUCGACAUCCCAAGACUGCGGUGGGGUGCUCACUGAACCGCAUGGGGAAAUCCAGUCUCCUGGCUAUCCCGAUUCUUAUCCUCCCAAUAUCCACUGUCGAUGGGUCGUUCAGGUUCCAUCAGCUGGCAAAAUUAUCUUGACAUUCAAUGAUAUUGAACUGGGCAAUCAUCAAAAUUGCGUAUCCGGAGACCAUUUAACUAUAUCCGAUCCCGAGGGGGAUUCCAAAAUAACUUGCGACCCAGAUGUCCCCAAUGCUAUCGAGUCGAUUGGGAACACCCUCUACAUCGACUUCACAUCAGAUGCCGAUGGGGAAAGCGGAUUCCGGUUCAGACUGACCUACGUCGCGCAAGCCGCAUGCGAAGAAGGAUGGCAACAAUUCGGUUCUCACUGUUAUUUCUUCUCGGACGAAGUAAUGCAUUUCGACAACGCCCAAGCAGACUGCGAGGCCAGGGAUGCUCAGCUGGCAAGUAUUCACUCAAAGGAAGAGCAGAUGUUCGUACAGGAGCGAGUGAAGACUUCGCCUUGUUGGAUCGGAGCUACGAACCCGGGAUAUUUGACUGAGGAUCCCUUCAACUUUGAAUUCAUUGACGGAACGGGGAACGAUUAUCACAAUAUCUGGCAGUGGGAUGGCUAUCAUCCUUUCAACUGCGUUGCAGGAUGUGGGAUCCUCUUGGUCCCAGAUCGGUGGGCGAACAGGGACUGCUUGGAAAUCAGGCAGGUGAUUUGCGACAGCAUGAUGUCUCACGGCCAGGACUGGAGGUGUUGGACCGAUCCCAUGCCUGACUUAUGCUUCCACGUCUCGACCGAAUUCUUCACCUUCGAUGAAGCCAGAGCUUAUUGUUUGCAAUUUCCCAGAGCCGAUAUUCUCGCCAUCCGAAACGACGAAUUUAAGCACAUGAGCCUGGCGAGGACCUUUGAGGUUGCUUUUCAGAUCCCACGGGCAAUAAACGGGGAGUUUUGGAUCGGAUUAAUACAAGAUGCAUCAGGGGUCUGGCAGUGGGUGGACGGGUCUCCAAUAGAUGUGGACCGAUGGGAAGAGGGGAAUCCCACUGAAGCAGGAGGGGAAUGUGGUGUAAUAACAUCCAGUUGGGAUGACCUGGAAAGGGAGUAUUCUGCAUCUUACGUCUGCAAGAAGUCGUCCUGA